Osmia lignaria (orchard mason bee) is the source of this 17717-nucleotide messenger RNA. It is a transcript of the gene Hipk, whose product is annotated as Homeodomain interacting protein kinase. Gene Ontology annotation, cellular component: cytoplasm; nucleus. Gene Ontology annotation, biological process: peptidyl-threonine phosphorylation; peptidyl-serine phosphorylation. The record is from RefSeq and is a predicted model, not a curated record. Lineage: Eukaryota; Metazoa; Arthropoda; Insecta; Hymenoptera; Megachilidae. Gene Ontology annotation, molecular function: protein serine/threonine kinase activity; ATP binding; protein tyrosine kinase activity.
CGAGCCGUGUCCUUCGAUCGGACGUGCGCUAAAUCGUUUCUAUGGUACACAUAAGUACGCACUGUAACCAUUGCUUUUACGAGACUUCAAAGUUCAAUUACGAUAAAGCGUCACUGAUGUUGUUUCUUCGAGUUGCUCCGUUCGGACAUUGUCGUGGAAAAUGAUUGAAUGUAUGUACCGCAUGCAAUAAACGAGACUUUCGACCUUUCAUCGUUGCUUAUGGCUCGAUUAGAUUAACAAUUAAUCGCAAGGCGCGUUUCUCUUUGUUGGUGAUAGAACGUGGCACGGCCGACAAAAUGGUUAGAUCAUUUGAAAUUUUAUUCGUUUCCGUGGUCUCGCUACGAUGAUUACAAAUCGUUGUUGCGACUACCCGUAUAUACCGUUCCCUCCAGUUUUUUCGUCAGAAAUCGGCCUACCGUGCCGUACACCAGAACGAGAAGUCGAUGGUGAAAACGAAUGCGCGAAAUGUGUUAUUUAUUAAUAUUGCAGCGUAAGCUACAUCGAAAUGAAACAACAUUCGAACCUGUCGAAACAUUUCUGCGCAAGCGUCACGAACGAUAUUAACGAUGUCCAUGAAGGAAAACAAAAAUUUUGUAAAUCAUUUGUAAUGCCGAAAGAGCAUUAGCGACUCGCAUCAUUCGUCGACGUCAGCGCAAUUUCUGCUCAAACGAUGUGCAAACAUGUUCGUCGAUACGAUAAAUAACAAGUUUUUGAAAAUCGAAACAAGAAAAGAUCAGUGGUGAAAGUUCAAUGAGUAUGAUCGAACAAAAGGGAGAAGAUAGAAAAAAAUUGUAACAUUUUAACGUUGCAAUAUGUCCAUAUGUCUUGCAGAUUUAUACGAAGGAGGCCACGAUGGUUUCUUAAGCGACGGCGACUGUGAGCGCAUACGUCAGAGUAUGGCACAUGAGUCAUUCGAGAGGAAACGAGGACGGGGCGCUUGAUGCGCCCACGAUAUCGUCGUCCCUGCGCGGAAAGUGAGCGUAGAGAACCGAUCCGUACCGGAGAUGGCCGAAGUUACCCCAUCGUGCGGCAGUCGAGCCCGAGCGAUCCCCCGAUCGCGGUCGUGCGUGCUGGAACGACAGGUACGGCCAGUCAGUAGUGGAUUAGCAACAACGGGAGCAGCAGCGACGGUGGCGUAACGUUAACAACGAAACGAAAGAAGAUGUAUGACCGUUCGAGUCGUCGUUAGACAUCGUCGAACGGUUAAAUAACGUUGCAUUCAGCCAGUCCGGAAAUCCGUCGUGAAACAAAAAGUGUACCAAGACGCUGGCUGCUCCACGGAAUAUGUACGUGACGAAGGUGGGCGAGGGCCGUGCGAAAAAGUGGCGAAAACUGUGAGAGAGGUACAGUGCCUCCACAUCGGUGGCAGUGGCGGUGUUGGUAGUAGUGGUGCUGGUGGUGUGGUGGUCGUGGCGGUGGUGGUGGUGGAGGCGGUGUGGCGUUGCUGGUGCUACUUCAGUGUGUAUGCGCGUGUGUAUUGGUUGGACACGCACUUCGGCGGGGCCGUGGUUCUCGCUCUCUCUCUUCUGUUCCGUCUCGUUCCCUCCUUCUCUCUUACCCCUCUAUUCACCGCGACUCUCCUCUUUGUCGCUCCUACGGAGGCCAUCGUACCGAAAGCGACCGAGCCAGGCCAGGCACUACGCAAGAUGGCUGUGUGUCGCUAACGAGAGGCCGACAAACCAGACGGGGAAAAGACAACCCGGGAAUAAACGGAACAUGCUGCUACGUGAUCGUCGGGCCCGUCCCUGAAGAGAGAGACACUGGCCAAGAAACGAGAGCUAAGUUGGAUGAGACACUGUCAUCACGGGGAAACCUGAUAUUCGGUCGGUAGAUGCCUUUUGAGAGCCGCUGGCCCGAAUCACCGUGGAACCAUACAAAGCCACAUGGAAUGUGUGACAUGUUCAUCCAAACACAGCAGACGAGUAGCGUCAACGGCAGCAGCAGCAGCAGCAGCAGCAGCAGUAACAACACCGUUCACCAUCAUAGCAAGAAACGCAAGUUGGAGUACAACGUGAGUCAGCCGGUGAUCCAGCACGCAUUGGUCCAAUCGACCGGCGACUACCAAUUAGACAAUACCGGUCUGCAACAACGGUACUCCGUGAACGGUGCUAAUACCGCGUUUAGCUCGCUGCACAACAAUAAUGCGCUGCAGAAGAGUAGCCCGAACCAACAGACCCUGGUACGAGCCUCGACGAUCAAGCUCUUAGACACGUACCAACGCUGUGGCCAGAAGAGAAAAACUUGGUCGAGGGAGGGUAAUGGUGACGGCUUGGCAGUCCACUCCGCCAACGCGACGAACGCAGUGGGUAGUACUGUAGUGUCGCAGCACCAUACUCAACAGCAACAGCAGCUGCAACAACAACAGCAGCAGCAGCAACAACAACAGCAGCAACAACAGCAACAUAAGCAAACAGGGAUGACGGCGCACAGUAAACAAGUGACUAAUGCUGCCAAUGGAGGCGGUGGCAGCAACCCCCAGGGCGAUGGAGAUUACCAAUUGGUCCAGCACGAAGUUUUGUACUCUAUGACUAAUCAGUACGAGGUCCUCGAGUUUUUGGGCAGAGGGACUUUUGGACAGGUCGUAAAAUGCUGGAAGAAAGGAACCAACGAGAUAGUAGCGAUCAAAAUUUUGAAGAACCAUCCAUCGUAUGCGCGCCAAGGGCAGAUUGAGGUCUCCAUCCUGUCUCGACUCAGUCAGGAAAACGCGGAUGAGUUCAACUUUGUGCGCGCUUACGAGUGCUUCCAGCACAAAUCCCACACCUGUUUGGUCUUUGAGAUGCUAGAACAGAAUCUGUAUGAUUUUCUGAAACAAAAUAAAUUUUCACCCCUUCCGCUCAAAUACAUCCGACCUAUCCUCCAACAAGUCCUCACCGCUCUUUUGAAAUUAAAGCAACUGGGGUUGAUUCACGCGGAUCUUAAGCCAGAAAACAUCAUGCUGGUGGAUCCAGUACGUCAGCCUUAUCGUGUCAAAGUUAUUGAUUUCGGGUCAGCCUCCCACGUAUCUAAAGCUGUUUGCAACACGUACUUGCAAUCGCGAUAUUAUCGUGCACCUGAAAUUAUACUUGGACUUCCAUAUUGUGAAGCGAUAGAUAUGUGGUCACUCGGCUGUGUGGUUGCAGAACUGUUUCUAGGAUGGCCUCUAUAUCCUGGUAGUUCGGAAUACGAUCAGAUUCGAUACAUAAGUCAGACUCAAGGCCUACCCACGGAACAUAUGUUAAAUAAUGCCAGCAAAACAACUAAAUUCUUUUACAGAGACAUGGAUAGUACAUAUCCGUUUUGGCGAUUGAAAACACCUGAAGAGCACGAAGCCGAGACGGGAAUCAAAUCUAAGGAAGCGAGAAAGUAUAUUUUUAACUGUCUCGACGAUAUUGGUCAAGUGAAUGUUCCGACUGAUUUUGAGGGUGGUCAACUUUUGGCUGAGAAAGCGGAUAGGAGAGAGUUCAUUGACCUUUUGAAGAGGAUGCUCACAAUGGACCAGGUAGAGCGCCGAAUAACACCUGGGGAGGCUCUGAACCAUGCCUUUGUUACGCUCGCCCAUUUAGUCGAUUAUGCACACUGUAACAAUGUUAAGGCUUCCGUCCAAAUGAUGGAGGUUUGUCGACGGGCAGGUGAUUUCACUGCAAGCCCAGCGCAUCACCAAGCUCCUCCAGCGCCUCAGCCACCUCCGCCGACCUCGUUGGUAGCUAACUUUGUACCGACGACGAAUGGCAGUGCUGUAACUUUCACCUUUAACAACCAGUUGACCAAUCAAGUACAGCGUUUGGUCAGAGAACAUCGCACUGCGCAAACAGGAUAUGACAAUCUGUAUCAAAUAUACAGUAACAGUAGUCGUCGCGCGACUCAGUACAGUAGCUCGUCUAGCGGAUCGAACAGUGGACGAAGCGGAGUGCACGACUUUCCGCAUCAAUUGGUCCCUGGUCUGCUUUGUCAUCCACCCAGUUAUCAGACGAUGCCAAGUCCUGCAAAACACGUAGUUGUUGCUCAACCACCACAGGCACAACAGGGUCCGCUACAGAUUCAACCAUCGAUCAUAUCGCAGCAGGCUGUUGCUGCGGCAGCUGCAGCUGCUCAGCAACAGUACGCAGCGGUACCAGUGUCCAUGGUUGAAACUGGACGUCAAAUGUUAUUAACGAACGCUGUACAAACCUCUUGGCCUGGUGGAAGUCGUCAAAUGGCUGCCAUCGUACCAUCGUGGCAGCAGUUGCCACCGCAACAUGCAGCCAUACAGCAGCCUCUGCUGAGCGACGCUGGAGAUUGGGGGAGACCUCUUAUUGUCGAUAGUUCUGCUAUUCUGCAGGAUCAGCGGCCAGUAUUCCCUGUCACGGAAGUCUACAACACUAGCGCCCUUGUUGAACAUCCGUCUCAAAGUUGGGGCAAGCGUAGCGUGACGAAACAUCAUCAGCAUCACGUAACGGUACCUCAACAGUCUCAGCACAGGCACGAGCAUAAGAAGGAGACCCAACAAUUGAGUCCUGUGAAGAAGAGGGUGAAGGAAAGUACACCACCUAGCAACAUGAGACGGCAUUCGCCUACGAGUGGUCACUGGCAACAACCACCCAUGCAACAGCAUCACCAUAGCAGCAAACACAGCAGCAGUCAUAAUGUGGAACACCAUCAAGUUACAUCCGGUCGGCAGCAAACCAUCACGAUCCACGACACUCCAUCGCCAGCUGUUUCUGUUAUCACGAUUAGCGAUAGCGAGGACGAAAUACCCGGCAAAUGCUGUGAAGAUCGUCAGUGCGGAGCCUGUCAAAAUUUGGCAACUCGCCUGUCUGGCGAUGGACGUCCAGUCCGUGAGGAAGUCAUUCGAAGUACGCAGUCGACGCCACGCGUGGUUCAGCCGAUACAACAAACUCAUUCGACCACUCAGCCUCAUACCAACGGGCACGUUACGACGCAUAGCACGUCCCAGAGGGCACAACGGAAAAACAUCAUCAGUUGUGUAACUGUCGGUGACAGCGAUGGCGAAGCUAGUCCAGGCCGAGCGCAUACUCAUUUGUACCAACAUUUGCCGCAACAUCCUCAGCAUCAGCAAACCACGCAGUUAAUUAAACAUGAGCCCCAGCAACAACAUCACGUCAGCAGCAGUAGCUCUGGAUAUUCUUCUCAAUCUCAAAAGAAACGGCUAUUGGCGAAAGUACAAUCUGAGUGUAAUAUGGUGAAUGUUGCAACAAAACCAGAGCCCGGCGUCGAAUACCUUGCUCCACAUCCGUGUCACGCGCCAGCCUGCAAAGAGCCACCGACCUAUCAGGAUGAUGCCUAUGACAUGCAUGACUACUUCUUGCAGUAUGUGACCACGAGUAGCGCGCAUCCGCACCUUCAAGAGCAGCAUAUCGUGUACACGACCGGCACGGACAAGCGGGUAUCGUGGCCUGGAAAGAGAACCGAAUACAAGCACGAAUACGUUCAACCACCUGCUGCUCAUUCGAGAGACCAUCAAAAAUGGGCGGUGGCUAAUACUGUGCAUCAGUAUAGGCAGAGCCAAGUGGUGGGUACGGCAGCCCAUCCGGGUCAUACCCACAGUCAUCAUGGGCAUCCGGCCCACUUGAGUCCUGGGGGCGGUGGCGGGGGCAGAAGUCCUGCAGGGGGGCCUGUAAUAGGAAGUGCCCAACAUCUGGGACAACCCCUGUACCAGGAGUACGCCCAUGUGCGUUCAAGAGCCCAUGCCGUGCCACCCCCGGUGUACGUAACAGCCGCUCCUUCUCAGGCUCCCACUGCUAUCCAGCAGCAACAAGUGCCCACCUAUCAGGGAUUCACACCCGGGUGGGUACCUAGACACCUAGUUGAUGCAUGCAUAGCUUUACGGAGACUUUCUAACGAUCAUCAUCCCGUUUUUUACAGCUCGUCUCCAUUAACGUUGUAUGAUUCUAGUCGAGCGUUGCCACCACCAGCUCAUCACAGCUCGGCCAGACCGUUGCUGGCAAGUCAUGCAGCGCACCCACUGCCUGCACAUAUGCAGCCAACAGCCGUAUACGGAUUGGCCCCUCUUUCGCCGGCCAAACAUCAAUAUCAACCUUCUGGUUUGUGGUUCACCGAGUAAACAAAAAAAAAAGAAAUUAUCCCUUUGUCUGUCUGGUUUUUCAGAAGAAGCUCAAAAUGCCGUGUACGAAGCUGCUAGAUAGAUGUGCUUCGACGCAAUUAAUUUUUCUGUUUUUUCCAUUGUGUGCGGCCGACUUAACGCAAAGACACGAUCGAACGAAAAGCGAAAAAUAGAGAACGAGAGGCUCUAAGGUUGGUUCAGUUGAGUUUCUUUUAUCCGUGAACGAAGGGGACGAUUUCACGACGCUGUUUUAUUAUCAACUAUGGAAAAAAAAAAGAAACACAGUGAAACGCUGAUCGCCUAUGACAAAAUUGACACGACUGAUAAAAAGGCUCGAUCCGCGUGUGUAUGUAUUUGUAUGAUCGAGUUCUAGAAACAAGAUAAAGAGUCGUUUCUGUCGACUUAACUUCUCCGACAAUCCGUCCUUAAGCUGUGCGAUUGUCCCCUUCGAACUGCCUGUUCGCAGAGAAUUUUUGUCUACAAUUGUUUGAUUUCGAUGAAAGAAAAGGGUGAAACAAAAAAGCACAUGGGAAUACUAGUGAAGCAAAAUCAGUUCUCUCUGUUUUCGUUUCGUUCGAUCAUGCGAAUCGUGUGCCAGGAAACGGGAGCACAGAACCGAAAGUUAAGAGAAAGAUAAAAGGAGAACGACGCGGAGAAAGUUUGACCGUGUUUUUUUCGUCGUCUCUCCUUUAACCGAGAACGAGAAAUUGCUUCGAUGAAUUUGUAAUUUGUAUUAUUUGUUUGUCCAAAUGUUGUUUCGUGAUAUACACGGUCGACGUUAAACGAUUUUAUUCGAUUUAGACGGGGCGCAUAUUAUGUCGAUAAUAUAAUACGUGACGACGGUAUUAUGCAUUAUUAUUAUUAUUAUAUAUAUAUACACACAUACGCUCGACGUUUUGUGCAUAAAGCUUUUGGAAGGGAGAAUAAUAUCGCGCCAAAAGGAAUUUUUACGAUAAUACACACGCGCGUGUUACGCAAAAUGAAUCAUACGAUUUCGUCUAGACGACGUUUGUAUCAACAUUACGCGGGGUUUAAGCGGAUAAAACAAACCACAUCGAUGCGUGUCGAUGAUUCGACAAAACUGUUUUGUACUUUGGUGUGCAACAGUUGUGUUGAUGAAUUGCAAAGAAAUUUUUUCUUUUUCGAGCUUCAACGUAACGGGAAUAAGUUUGCAUUUCUUUUUUGUAAAUGAUAUGUAUCCGAUACGUAUCGUGCACGCGCUAUUCUUGAAUAGCUCGUCAACAAAGUUAUCCGUGAUUCGGUAGAAUUCACGAUAAAUGUUUCCCUUUGCUCGUUGAAUCUCGACCGAUUGAAGAUUUUUGUUCUCGAGCGUGUAACGACGCUUUUUAAUGAAUUUCAAGAGCGUUGUCUUUUACGAAACGGACCAUCGCUGAUGGUGAUUCCCGUUCCGUGUUAAAACGAGGGAGUUGAUUGUUUUACAUGCACACACGUACACAGUUUUGAAAUUUGACAUUGAUGAAGUUUUGAAAAAUUGUUUUCCGAGUUUUAUCGGUAAUGGGGUUCGUUUCGUGUUGUCUUAAGCAUGCUUGUGGUGGUGUAUCCGAGACACCGAUCUUUUUUUUUGAAGUUUGAGAUUUCGAAAUCGAUGUCUAUUUUGAUUGGAACGUGUGUAUCAAGCGAAUUUGAUCGCACGAUUGAUUCUCGUUAUUGACAAAAGCUGUGCCUACUCGCAGCAGCCUCAACACUAUUUAUUUUUAUUAAGUGAUUCUUAUUGUCGUCAACGUAAUUACUAUUAUUAUUAUUACUAUCACUAUUAUUACUAUUAUUAUUAUGAUUAUUGCAACUAGGCAUCACUGAUUUUAAGAUAAUUUUAUUAGACAGUUCGCGGGUGUUUCGUAGAUACCACGUUCUUUGAUUAGAAUUCGUUGCAAGUAGGAUUUCAUCGUCUCAUUUAAUUCGUUUCAGUGUUUUUCAUUUCAUUGAGGGUUGUAGAGUUCAAGAAUGUACUUUGUUCAUAUACAUUGCACAAAUUUCUGGUUCAUAUAAUUAGCAUGAUUAAUAGGAAGGAAGGUAGGAGUUAGAGAAAUUUGUUAAGAUUCAGUCUCAAACAGAGCCUUCGUUGCAAAUGUUCUAAUGUCGAAUUGCACACACACACACACAUAUACUUUCUGGUGCGAAGUUCAUUUUUUUGUUUUUCAGUAAUUCCCUUUGAGUUUAUUCUCGUCGAAUCAUGUUCUUCCUUCGCGCACUUUGUCCACGUCGGUGUAAAAAAGAAAGCAGUUUCCAUUGUCUUGUAAUUCUUCGAACUGCAUAUGAUUGUAGAUGUGCAUGAACGUCGAUUUUGUAUAUAAUCAUCCGGGGAUAUCUAUCUUCCUAUUACCUUUUUCGAUGUUCGACAACUCUGAAAAAUGGAAUGCAACACUUUGAAAAAUGGAAAAAAAGAAGGAUCGAAAGGUUUUUCUCCCGCGUGCUGACGUGUGCAUCUCGUGGAUUUUUUAAAUGGAAUGACGCUUAGGCAUUGUUUUGCUAAUUAUUUUAUAUACAUAGCUGUAUGAUAAAUGUACGGGAUAUCAGCCGUGGUAUAUUGAUUAGAGUGAUCCAUGUCCAGAGUUUAAUUAGAAGUAUUUUACACGUAGAACGAGAGAGUGUGAUUGAAGAAGUGAGAAUGAAUGAGUGCAUGCGUGGUGUGUAUAGAAUAAUCAAGUGAGUUUUUAGAUACGUUAUUAUAAUCACAAAGAACAUCUUUUUAAAAAUACGACGGUGCUGUUAAUUCAUUAAUUUCAGAUAAUACAAAAGUUUGACAGAUUGAACAAGGGACACUUGUUAACACCUUAGCUACUGUUAACGCUUCAUCGGCGGGUUAUUUUGCUUCUUUUAGCAUUAUUAGUACAUUUACCCCCAUAGAUGCCUUUGUCGACUUUUCGGUUUGCCCCUCCCUCUGUACAGUUCCCUUUAAUUAAAAGAAGCCAUUUUUUACACUUAGAUGUACAUUUCCCUCAAAUACCUACAGAUCCUAUCGCUUUAACUUUAAAAAUACAGAAAAACGAUAGGCUUCCAGUUGCUAAGGUGUUAAAAAAAGAAAUCAAAAUAACUUCUUUUCUUGUUACAUCCACCAAGAGGCUCCCUUCUCUCUUAUAAUCGUACCAAAUUGAAACAGCCCGUCUAUUAAAACUGAAAUUGGCCUCGAUACCAUUCAUUUGCACGAUACAAAAGAGAAACGUUUAACCAAGUCGAUGUGCCUGUUUAACAAUUAAUCAUAUUACACUCACACUUUGUAUUUACUGCAAACGAGAGAAAGAAAUAGGACCGCCUCUUUGAUACACGUAAAGUAAAAAAAAUAUUGAAAUUACAAUCAACGUAAGUGUUGCGUGUUAAUAUCAACCAUACACGUUUACGAAUUAUAUUAACACAAGCACCUUUGCGCGCCUAUACAUGUAUAUAUAUACGUAUACGUAUGCUUCCAUGUAAGCCAUGUAGAAGUUUAAUCGCGUAGAGGAAAACAUUACCCUACCAUCUUUUCUCGUAAGUCGUGAGAUAAAAAAAGAAGUCAUAUCCUUAGAUUUCGCGUUUCAAUUAAAGGGACAAACCGUUGAUUCGCGUGUAAUGUAUUAUAAAAACAUUAGUUAUCAUUUUUUCUGUUAGAAUUCAUACAUGAUGCACAAAACAACACACUUAUAGAUUGUACGUAUACACGCGACUAUCAUACGCAUAUUAUAGUCAUAUCAUGCUUCAUUUUCGCAUCUGUAUUAUUCGUUUGCGUGGUUAGAUGGGCGUUGAGAAAAAUGAAAAAGAUUUCAGUCAGGUUCGUCGGGGUUUUUCAUCCAAAGAGCUGGUUUUGACUGACGAUAUUGUAACAUUUAUUUUUUCUUUGUUUGUAACGUUAGCGCAUUAAGACUGUAAUAAUUGUCGAAUCGUGUUCGAAUUAACCGCUGAUAUAUAUAUAUAUAUAUAAAUGUAUGCAUGUGUAUGUAUAUUAUUGUAGAUGUAUAUUGUUAUUUUAAUUAGAUUCACGUUGUUAUCGAUGUACGCGAGUAAAAGCAAAAAACACAAAGUAUUUGGGUGUAGAUUUUUUGUUCAGCUGGUCGCUUAGAUCCGGGUUACUCUCUUAACUCUUAGAAUAUCGUGAUCGAUGUCAUUACUACUAAUAUUAAAAAAAAAGCUUCUUUACUGAUUUAUUAUAUAGAAAAAUGUAUACUAUUACGCACGCGGUCCUUUUUUUUUAGUUCUUGGGUAAAAUCGUCAGUCAGUACAAGCUCACAGUCAUAUAUACAUUUAUAUUUAACUAACUCCUCAGUCGUUAUUAUUUUAAAAGGGGAUAAAAAUGAAAAAAAAAAAAAAAUCAACACCUUUCGCUUUGUACCAGUAAGGCACCAUCACCGCGUAAUAGAAUGAGUAUACAACAGUGGAAGUAGGCGAGGAAAAUUGAGGAGAGAAAGAUAAGCGGUACCGUAAUCGUAACGAUGAUGGUUCUAGUUGUGAUAUUUUAUUAAUUACAUAGUGUCGAUAUUCGUACGAAUUUUCCUUGGUCAGGCUUUCUCGAAAGAGCCCACUAUUUCGAAUUUUCACGUGAACAGAUUUUAGAAAAUCAAUUAUACGUUCCCGUGCGAUUGUCAUUUCCGAUUGAAGCGAUACUACGUUACCUUAGCUGCUCUUCAUCCGUUUGUAAAAAUUUUUCAUCCGAAACGUCGCGAUAAUCAUAAAUCAUCACUUUCAUAUACCAUUAAAGGAUUGAAGAAUAAACCAGAAAACUGGUUUACACAUUAAUUGAGCCGCGAGCGUAACAGUUUACCUCUUCCUUUCGGGUGACACGACACACAUGUACACACUCGAAGCUAUAGAUAUAUACAAUUAUUUUAAUCGUUUUUAAAUUUGUACAUACGUUUCUUAAUCGCAUCAGGGCUAGGAUAAAGGGUUUGGGGGGGAUUUGAGCGGAGUGAUUUCUUAGUGUCUAGGUGUAGUGCCUAAAAUGUUAAUGAGAUUGUGUCCAAUAGUAAAUUUUAUUUAGCGUGGAAUCUCUAAACGAUCGAUCCUAUGAUAGUAUUCGUGAACAGAAAGGAAGCAUUAUCUUAAUUAAAAUUUUUUGAUAAUUUCUUGAUAACAAAUUAUGAAGGAUGUAUUUGUAAGUUGAUGCUUUGUUUCUUUUACGAAUACUUGAAAUAAAGAAUGAAAAUGUUGAACACAGUUGUUCGCGUUGAAAUGGCCAGAAAUGAAAAAGAAAAAUGAACAGGAGAGAAAGAAAAGGAAUCAAAGGGACAUCCACGAAUAGGAUUACGUUUCUUCGUGGAUUUAGAAUUUAAUGUUCAUCGCGUUGUAUGAAUAGUUCAUAUGAAAUUAUAUUAUAUAUAUAUAUUAUAUAUAUAUAUACAUUAUAUCACUGUAACAAACAAAAUAACUGACUUUUUUGCGAGGAAAUAGAUAGCGGUAGUUAUAAUAAAUAUAUAUAUAUAUAUAGGAGAGAAUAACAUAUUUUUGGAGUUACUACUAGAGGAUUGAUAUCGUAAUUGUGCUCUGUGAGUUCUUAAAGAAAACACGUCUGUCUUCUUACGUUACUGGUAUUUAAAUCGUCGGAGGAUUGUUCGUAGAAAUCGGACCGCAUUUACAUCGAUUUAUAAAAAGGAAUCGAUACUACAAUAAUUAUCCUAAACUUAUAGAAUUUUGCUCACAAGUUCGUACACGUAGAAUCGUAAUUUAACCCUCGAAUGACGGUGACCCUGCCUCGUGAAAUUAACAAAUUUUCAAACAAAAUAAUAUAAAAUUUAGAAAAUAGUGUAUUGCUCUAGGUUUAUUCUAAAUUGUAAGCUCCCUGUUCUGCCGUUCAGGGGUUAACACUUUAAUUUUGAAAUCUACCACUUCAUAAAUUCUUCGUUCAUAUAAAAUUCAUCUAAUUAGUAUUGUGUUCUUUUGUUUUUUGUUGCUGUUACGAGUAAAUGAUGUCCGAUUAGGAAAGCAAGAGUGACCGAAUAGAUCACGUGAAUAAUUAACAAAGAAAAGAAGAAAAAAAAAUGGAAAAAAGAAAGAAAAAUUAGGGCUAGAAUCGACGAUUCACCUAUCUGACUGUUCUUCGAUGUUCUUAAAUGUUCACUAUUAUACUAUGGUAAUAUAUCGCAGAAUAAUAAUUAACGGUAGUACUUGUAUUAUAAAAAAGUUUGUCGAUCUUUAUGCAUAAUGCUAAUCUUAAGAAUUUAAUCGUAGCUUCGAAAGAGGACAACCAACUUGUGUAAAAUAGGAAAAAAAGAUAACACACAUCACUGCUUAGACCUUGUUAAUUAUAGUUAUCGUUAACGAUUUUUCUCGUCUUUAUUGGGUGAAGGAAUUUUUUAGAUGAAUAAUUAGAUACGGCUUGACAUUAGCUGGAAAAUAGUCUUCGCUGUGGAAUGAAAAUAGAAAAUUUCGUGUUUCUCGAUGUUCGUACGAUUUAUGAAACAUUUCUUUUUUUCCGAUUCUGAUUGUUUAAGUUUCUUCUCAUCCUUCACAUUCAGACUCGAUCGAUCCUUUCGUAGAAACUUUCGAAAUAGGAAAAGUUUUUCUACCAGCUCGUUUUUUCAUCGUCUUUGAAAAAUUUAAUACGAUUUAGAGAAUUUUAAGAUAUCCUUUUGGAUACCGAUUAACACGUUCGCUGUGAAUCGAGGGUCGCGGACAGAAAAAUCAUAUUAACUCUUUUUCGGAUUUCCAAAUUUAGUUCCUAAGAUCAUUAUUUACCAAAUGUACUUCGAAUAUACUUUUAAAUAAUUAUACCACCACACGUUGAAACAUACUUAGGGGGUUGUUUCGAUCCUCGUGAUUCAAAGAAAGGAUUCACAGUGAACGUGUUAAAUGGAAACAGAGAAAAAAAAGUGGGACACGUAGAGAAAAGAAUAGGUCUAUUUAAAACUGUUCUAGUAAUUUAGAAUUUUCUACGAUCGUAUGGAUAAGCCGGAAACUUGCUGUCGCAGAUUUCAAGUCUAUUCGCUCUAAUGGCUAACAUUGUAUAUUUAUAUACCGUAUAUUGAAUGUUCGUCUUUUGUGUAUUUUAAUUGUACUAUGAUAGUAGUAACGUCAUUUAUACUAUUAUUAAUAAUCGUUAACCAUCGUUGUGAUUAACACGAUACACUGGUUUAUUAAUUAACGAAAAAAUUUGCAUAUAGCAUGUACAGAUUCGUUUCAAUCUUCCACAAAGGUGUUUUUCUUCUUUUUUUUCUCUUUUCGUUGAUCGAAAAAAUGGUCUUGGUUCGAAAGAAGGAUGGCUGGUUCUAAAAGUCUUUCGAAAUAAUAAUCGUGAAUGAUUAUCAAUCAGAAUCUCCUUUUCUUCUUCUAAAUUCCCUCUAUAUUUUCGUAGCGUGUUUCUGCGAAGAAUUUUCAUCAAGCAUUGCCUUAUCGCGAUUGUUACAUUACCAUCGAUAUAUAUAUAUAUAUAUGUAUAUAAUAUAGUUACACGUAACACACGACACACGUACAUACACGUUGAGAAGAUAAGUCGUUUGUGCCGUCGAUUAACAUUAAUGUUUGCCAAAACUUCUUUAUCCUAUAUUCGUAUGGAUGUAACAGCUGUAUAAAUGUGUAAAUUAUCAUUGCCACGUGCAUUCGAAUUUAACCACGAAUUUCCUUUCGUAUUCUCGUUAAAUUAAAAUCAACAUAUCGAUUCGAUAAUUAAGAAUUUAUUUCAAUUCACUUGGAUAUUUUGAUCUGUAUAAUAUUUAAAGGUAUCUUUAAGAAUUAAACGAUGAUACGUAUUUUGAAUAAUUGCAAUUAGAGCAAUAUUUUCACUGUGUCGAUCAAGCUCUUAAAUUGGUAUCUUAUAACAAUCAGCGUGUUCAAUUUGAUGCUACUCAGUGUAACAAAAUUAAUUUGUUUAUUUAUAAAUUUGUGUCUACAAUGCGAAUGCAGCGUGGAUCCUUCGUAUACAUCCAGCAACAUGGUAACCCCAAUAAAUGAAUCGCCCAUCGAGGGCGAGCAAAAAACGAAGUGUCUAAACGGCGGUAUUUAGCGUAUAAAUAAAACAGAAAAAAACGAAGAAGAGUGUUUCUUUUCGUUUGUUUUCGUUUGUUUUAAGCUUUCGCGGGAAGUCUGUCGGUCUCAAAGUAUUAAAACUCUCAGGCUGCGCCCGACGGCGCCUGUCGAGGGGUCGCCAGAUGAAAAUGGUGUUCAAUCGAUAUCCGUAAACGCGAUUUAAUUAUUAAUUUGAAUGAAUCGUAGACGAGGCGCGAGCUUGCGGUUUGAUUUAAGAAAAUCUACAAUAAAGGAAUAAUCGUAGAAGCAUUUGCCAAGAACCAUUUUAUUUAGCGGUAGAUCGUGCCUUAUAUCACUGAUCCAUACUGGAUACUUUAUCUAAAUUUUCAUUCUAACUAAUCGUACUUCAAGUUUUGUAUCCGGUUAUCUGGUUGAACGCCACAUCUCUCUCUAUUUCUCUCUAUACAUAUUAUAUAUAUACAUACCGUGUAAUUAAAAAAAAGAAAAGAAACAAGAAAAGGGAGAAAGAAAUUGAAAAUAUUCAUUGCUUGCGCGUGCGACGAAUUAUUUCAGAGGUCGACCAGAGUACAAAGCGUAGGUUUAGUUUGGUCUCGGAAAUAGUUUGCGCACGAAUAUACAUACUAAUUCUACUAUGAAAUGUCGAAGUGUCGUCGUCGAACGUUAGAGAACCGAUCGUUAAUUAGCGUUAAAAUAGCGAGAACAAAGACACUGCGUUACGAUCACGAUCGUCGUCGAUCAAGCAUAAUUAGUCGCAUCGGUUUGGCUUCUUUUGUACGUACGACAAUAAAAAAAAAGGACUUUAAUGAAAAGAAUCAGCAGAUAAAUCAAAAGUACAUAGGCUUUAAAUCGUGCACUGAACGUAAAGUGCGAUUCAGUCCGAUCGGUUCGCUCUUCCAACACGUGGACGAGCCCCGAUAUCCGCAAAAUACAAUCGAUUCCAAAACUUGUGCUUGAUCGAUGCAAUCGGUGAUAAGUAUCGGCGCAACACUAUCUUUUAGACAACCAAAAACUAAUAUCACAGCGGCGUAGCUCGUUACUAUUUCAAAAACGAUUCCUUUUAAUUGAAAAUACCGUUCGAAGGUUGACAUUUUUAUUCGUUAUUAAUUUGUUACCAAAAUCUAAGAGCAAAAAACAAUUGAUGAUUUCUUGUUGAUUUUGAUAGUAGCGAGCUCCGCGUUUCUUCGAUAGAGCAGGUGUCUUAAUUAAUUCGGCGACGACUUACUUAAACGAACGUUUCUCAAUUUUUAAGUCGCGCACCGGCAUACAGGUGCACAUAUUAUAUCCUGGGGGCAAGAAGUCUAUUUGAUAUUUAUAUUUUAAUAUACACGGGCCGAUUAUAUAUAUAUAUAUAUGUAUAUAUAUAUAUAUAAUUAGCGUAUAUGUAAUUAUUGAAUAUUAAUCGAUAGCCUCGGUGGGCUGCUCGUCCAGCAACGAGAUCGAAUGAUCUUGAUCAGAAUGUAAAAGAUGGACGAGCAGAUUACCGAGUCAAGAACCACGAUUUUCUGUAUAUUACUGUAGUAUAAUAAUCAAACACUAAAGACUAAUGCUUAAGGUGAUCGAUCGUGGAGCUUCGAUGCUCUUCGAUACCGCGUAUGUGUAUUCGAGAAUAUUGCUAUGCGAGCUGGAAAGAUUGAAAAAUGAGAAAAAAAGAAAGAUGUGAAUUAAAUGAUUAAGAAAGAAAGGUACACGUUAGAGCGGUACAGGCAUCACUGUGUUUUAAAUGGUUAAUAAAUACAGAUGUGUCCGUGUUUUCGCUCGGACACCUUUUUUGAACAGAGUUCGCUGUGUUACGGUUGUGUUAUAAUUUUUUUAUUUUUCAUAUUUUCUUCGUCAAGCUCCUGUUUUCUUUUUGCUUCUCGGUGUUAUCCAUUUCCACACGUGUCCCACUCGUGAAUUCUUUCGACAAUACUCACCUUACCAUUCCAAGUUUUCUUGCAAAAAAAGUGCGAAAUUAAUUAAGUACCUGUUUAUAUAUCAAAGCAACCGUUCGAUCGAUCUAAGGAAAUCGAUCAACGUGGAACACUGAUCAAAAGAGCCGUUUAUCGUUCGUCUAAGCGCUAGAUGGAAAAGCAAAUAAAAGAAACGUCCCUUUUUUAUAACUUUCCAUCGAAUUCAGCGAACUCCGAUAUGAAUUUUAUCAAACAAGACAAUUUUAACCCGUAUCCACGCCUGUUUCUUCUGUCCUCUGAAAUGUUUUUUUAAUAACACUGGAACUUGAAAAUGUAACGUGUGAUUUUAGCGCUCCGUAAUUAACGUUAAAAGCCUUACCUUCGUUCAAUCUAUCAAAUGCUAAUUAUAAUUUAUCAUCCGUUUGUCUAAUUUAUUUUUAAUUUCAAAGUAAUUUGUUCCAGUGUUAACGCGAUACUGUAAUACAAAAUAAAAAUUCAGUUGUGUAUAUAGCCGCAGGUUUUUACGAAGCUCUUAAUUAGAAGACGUUUAGAAUCGUAAUUGUGUGUACAAUAGGAAUAUAUGUAGAAUAGAGAGAAAAGGAAAUUUAGCGCAGACUAAACAGCGAACAAACAAAUUUAACAUUUCUUAUACGAUAAAAAAACUGUUGUGUACUCAUCGACGUAAGUUUCUUGUAGUUUUUUCAAUCGUUAGACGAUAAGGAUAAAUAUCUGUCCUAAGUAACCGACCAAACGGAUAAUAGUUAUCUUUCGGAAUGCUAUGGUAAGAUCGGUUUCAAUUUUAUUUAUUUAUUUAUUUUUGUUCUUUCUUUUUCGUUGUAAACGCGGGAAACGAAUUUCAAAAUAGAGAAAAGGUUCGACGGCGAUAGAAAAGAAAAUCAAGGAUCAUUAUAAUUUUUCCUUCUAUAAGAAGACAGAUCGGUUAAAUAAAUUAGAAACAAAGAUAUCUCAUUUCCCUUUGUUCGUUCUCGUUUAAUUUUCUAAUUUCUCGAAAGUGUGUAUCGUUCACCUAGAUAGUACAAGAAAAGUAGAAGUUCCUCGCAAAUACGCUAUGAAACAGGACUGUUUUUCAUUACAAAACGCGUUCUACGUAUCCGUGUAAUAAUAGUUACAAAAAUUAAGCGUAGUGGAAUUUUUUAAAUACACACAGGCUUCUAUCUGUCGCGAUACCAUGAUCGUUUCUCUUCGAUCGACGAUUAAAAAUUGCCUCGACACGAAAGUAUCUCGAACGUACACAAAAGUUAAGAUACAAUAAUUUAUAGAAUUGCUAUCUUGACAAACUGAUAAAAAGUUUUCCCGUGUCGUUUAAAAAUUGUUUUCCUUUCUUUCAUUUACAAUGACUUACACAUUUGUUCACAUAUUUUUAACGCUAUAGUCAUUGUAUUUGGUCAAGAUUAAUUAUUUAAAAAAAAGAAAAUCACUUCAGAAUUUAAUUUUGUGUAUAUUCAUUAACACGUUGCCUGCUUCAAUAUUUUUCUCAACUAUUUGAUUAAAUUAAUCUUCGCGGCAGUCAACGUGUUAAUCGUGACUGUUUAAUUACCCAAAACCUUUCGAGUUCAGAAUAAGAAUAAUUUCACGUACUGUCUAAGCAUGCGACUGAAUAAUCAACCUGAAAUUAUUGCAAUAUCGCGUAACAUAAUAGAGAAUAAUAGUCGACGAGUGUAUAAAGGGUACGACAUUUAUGAGCAUUGUUAUAUAAAUAUAUAUAUGUAUAAAUACGUAUACUUGUAAUAAUUGAUAAAACCAGGGUAAACAUUACUAUUAUCUGUGUGUAAUACUUAAAAAAAAAAAGGAGCGCCCCGUGUGCGGUAUCACCGUUCACGAUGGUAUCGUGUGUCUCUGUACUAGUAAAUAUGCGUGUU